GUGUUGGGCCGAAUGGCCUAAUUCUGCUCGAUAACUUACGAACAGAUGAUCUGACUUUCAUGAGACUAUUCUUUGUGGGCUCUUGCUGUGGGCAUGCUGGCCACCUUAAGGCGAUGUGUAGGAAAGAACUGCAGAUGCUGGUUUACACCGUGAAUAGACCCCAAAAGCUGGAGCAACGGCGGGACAAGCAGCAUCUCUGAAGAGGAGGAAUGGGGACGUUUCGGGUCGAGACAUUUCUUCAGACUUCAAGGCAGAGUGUAAUUUUGAGUUUGCGAUCUCUCCGCCAGGUUUGUCCUUUCCUCCCACCCAUCGGCCGGGCCUUGACGAAGCGUCUCCAUGGAGCUGGACAAGGAGACGAAGUUUAAACCGGCUGCGCUGUCCCCGGCGGGACCCGCCGAGCCGCCGAUGGCCGGGGAAGCGGCGGGGACUCUGGCCGCCGCCUCGGGAAAAGCCGAGGCCUCGGUGGAAGAGGCGGGCCCGGCGGCGGGCGGCGGGAGCCAGACCGAUGGGGAGAGCGCGGACAAAGCGGCCGAGCCGCGGGACGGGGGCGGCGGCGGCGAGGAAGAGGAUGACGAGGAUGGAGACGCCGGGCAGCAGGCCAAGAAACUGCGGGUCGAGCCGCCCCGGGACAAGAAGGACAAGAAGCAGAGAGUGGACGAAGAUGAAAUCCAGAAGAUGCAGAUCCUGGUUUCGUCAUUUUCAGAGGAGCAGUUAAAUCGCUAUGAGAUGUAUCGCCGCUCUGCUUUUCCCAAAGCUGCGAUUAAAAGGCUGAUUCAGUCAAUCACUGGCUGCUCAGUAUCGCAGAACGUAGUGAUUGCCAUGUCGGGUAUAUCAAAAGUCUUUGUGGGUGAAGUGAUGGAAGAAGCUCUCGAUGUCUGUGAUAAAUGGGGAGAAACACCACCAUUGCUGCCAAAACACAUGCGAGAAGCAGUACGACGGCUGAAAUUGCGUGGACAAAUCCCAAAUACAAAGUACAAGAAGGUGUCAUUCCAUUAACAAGAAACCAGCACGUGACUGUUUAGACUCUGAACCAAAACUGAACUCUGAACUAAAUGCAUCAGUGAGUUCAAUUUUGUCCUUUGUGAAUUGUGUUGAGUCUCCAACCAGGUUUGUAUUUUUUACAAAUUGAAGAUGUUCAGAUUCUGGGAGAAUAUAGAUCCUCUGAAGGAGAUUGAAGUUUUGCGAAUCUGUUUAAUUUGGUAAACCACAUAACAUCCACAUUUUUUGGUUUUACUGAAUGAGCAAAAACCCUUAUGAAAUGUUUUUGUCCAAUCAUGGGCGCUUUGCUCUACUUUGACAAGGCAGCUUGGUGGAGAGAUAUUAUUAUGGGACUACUUGACAUUCUGCUCCAGAAUUGCACAGCUAAAAAUUGUGAAUACUAUAUUCUGCAGAUACGACUAUAAAUAAAGCUUGGACAGUUCAGAUUAAAGUUUAUAUUAUGCAUUUGAA
This is a messenger RNA of Leucoraja erinaceus (little skate), 1449 nucleotides long. It is a transcript of the gene taf11, whose product is annotated as TAF11 RNA polymerase II, TATA box binding protein (TBP)-associated factor. The record is from RefSeq and is a predicted model, not a curated record. Bases 337 to 996 code for a protein of 219 amino acids. The transcript is spliced from 4 exons. Lineage: Eukaryota; Metazoa; Chordata; Chondrichthyes; Rajiformes; Rajidae. Gene Ontology annotation, molecular function: protein heterodimerization activity; transcription coactivator activity. Gene Ontology annotation, cellular component: transcription factor TFIID complex; nucleus. Gene Ontology annotation, biological process: transcription initiation at RNA polymerase II promoter; RNA polymerase II preinitiation complex assembly.